Molecule: messenger RNA, 1566 nt
Organism: Naumovozyma castellii
Lineage: Eukaryota; Fungi; Ascomycota; Saccharomycetes; Saccharomycetales; Saccharomycetaceae
Gene: CLN2
Product: cyclin CLN2
Exons: 1
Coding region: 1-1566 (521 amino acids)
Source: RefSeq, a predicted model, not a curated record
AUGUCUUCUACUGAAUCAGGUAUGGGGCUCAUAGUCACUGCACAACAGACAUACUACCCAAUAAAUUUGUCUAAUGCAGAACUGCUGUCACAUUACGAAACACUCCAAGAGUACCACGAAGACGUCUCUGCUCAUGCAUUACAACAAUCCAAUAAAUACAAACCAACCCCCAAACUGAUAGACCAACAACCAGAGAUGCCACCGCAGGAGACAAGAACUCAAAUCGUCACUUUCCUUUACGAAUUAUCAGUCAUGACCAGAGUAACGCACGGUAUCUUCUCUCAAGCGGUAAGAUUGUACGACCGUUAUUGUUCCAAGAGAGUUGUCCUAAAAGACCAAUCCAAAUUGGUUAUCGCUACUUGUCUAUGGCUGACUGCAAAGACUUGGGGUGGUUGUAACCAUAUUAUAAAUAACGUAGUCAUCCCCACCGGAGGGAGGUUCUUUGGUCCAAACCCAAGAGCAAGAAUUCCAAGAUUAUCAGAAUUGGUACAUUAUUGUAAUGGCAUCAAUGAAGGUUUUGACGAAUCCAUGUUUUGUCAAAUGGAAAUGCAUAUCUUGGAUACUUUAAACUGGGAGAUAACAGAACCAUUAAUAAAUGAUUAUGUAUUGAACGUGGAUGAGAACUGUUUGAUGCAAUAUGAGUUAUAUCAAAGACAAGUGGACCAAGAGAAACAACAAGAGUGGAAAAGACAGUCUCAAACUUCCCAGGAGAGUGAUGCUACUGUCGAUGAUAAUUCUUCUGCUAAUACUGACAACGAGGAUCUAACAACGAAGAUCCAAAUAAUUAAUUUGAAGAAAUUCUUAGUUGACUUGGCCUCUUGGCAAUAUGAUUUACUAAAUUUUGAAACUUAUGAAGUGGCAUUGGGAAUUUGCUCCAUUAUAAAUAAAUUCACUAACCAGGAACAAAGCUCAUUCCUAAUAACACCCAUGACACAACCUACAAACCAAAUCCAACUACUAAAUAUCUUUAUCACUGCGGUAAUUAAUGCUCCAUCAUCAUUGAUUCAAAUUUAUAAAGAACAAGCUGGGAUAACCACAUUCGUCGCCAAAGUAAAAUCCUAUCAUCUGGAAUUACAAAAGAAAUUACAAUUGGCUUCAGACAUCGAAUUACAAAGGAAACUAACCCUUCAAUCAUGUUAUUCACAACAGGAAAUCCCCACUACAACACAAUAUUCAAAUACAUCAUCUCCCGUAUAUCCAUCACAAAAUUAUACUCCGAUGAGAAAUGUAAGUGCACAAUCGGAAAGUAGCGUGUUUAGUACCGCUAUGGAACAUUCCUCCCCCAUGACACCAACCAUGUAUUAUUUCAAUAAGAUAAAUAACAGUAAUACUAAUGGAAGUUCCAUAAGCAUUAACAGUUUACCAAACCCCACAGGAAGACAAUCCUACGACCCUAAUGAUAAGGAAAACCAAAUACCGAACGACAUGACAAUGCCCCCUAGAGUCAAAUUCAUUAACACGGGGGUCUCACAUUCUCCAUUGACCAAUAUGUUCAUUAACAGUGAUGAGUCCAACAGCAGACUAUCAUUGAACUCAAUGCCCGUGGAGACUAAUGCCCAUAUUUAA